AUGAAGUAAGAAUCGCAUAAUGAAAUUUCUCAUAAAAUCCCCGCGAAACUCGUUUUGUGAAUAUAAAAGCGGGCAUCGACAAAAAAUCCCUUCGUAUUGUUGCCCGUUUUACUCGUUAUGAGGUUACUAUUACUAGAGUUUUCGUUUUUGUUUUUUGAAUGUUGGGCCAAAUCACAGUUGCCGGAAUGGCUGCAUGAUGGAUUCCCCAGGUCGAAUAAGGAGGACUUCCCUCGAUACGGGAGCAAGUUUGACGGGAAAAGUCGGGAGAGGCCGUUCGGGGAGAUCAGAGAUGCCAGUCGAAGUGAUCCGCAUGACUUUGGACAUAUGAGUGGAUACCCGGAGAAGUUGUUUCAUAAAGUAGGUUUUACUGCCCUUAGGCGAAUGCAUGAGAGCCCUCAAAGUAAGAGACUUGAAUUAUGAUGAAAAAUGAAGAGAAUUGAAGGAUUGGCAUUCUAAAACUUCAUCGAAUUAAUUUAAAUUCUGGGAUAAUUGUGUAUAACUACAAAAUUUCUCUUUCAGCCUCCCCAAUGGCCAAAUCAUCCCCAAAAUUAUGGCUCUGGCUAUACUGGGAACAAUCCAAAACUCUUCCCAUCCCACGACAACAAUGGUCAGUCCGUCAACGAAAAACACGGAUGGAUUGUCCCGGGAAAGGACCGGCAGGAUUACGCGACGCCAGCGCGGAAGUUUGAAAGCCAUUCGAGGGAAGGAAGUGGAGAAAAUUUUGAACGUAACCCCGGAAGAUUCGAGCAGAAACGUCGGCCGAGCAGUUGGGAGCAUAAGUCGAGAGAACGACCGCAUUCCAGAGAAUUGGAGCAUUCCGGAUCCCAUGAGCAACGAGUUGAAUCGCCAAGACGGCCAAAUUACAGGCCAAACAGUCAGGAACGAUCGGCGGAAUACAAAACAAGGCCGAGCUCGGCGGAAUCAGCUGAAAGGAGGCCUCAAAGGCCGAGGUUCGAAGGCAAGUCCACCGAGUUCAAGGGAAAGUCAGGGUAUGCUCAAAGAAGGCCCAACAGCAGAGAGGACUCUAGAGAAGUAAAAGGAAGAUAUAACGAGGCCAAAGAAAACUCGAGAGAAGCCAAGGAGCGUUAUGUUGAAGCCAAAGUGAGCUCCAGAGAACAGCGGCCAAAAUCAAGGGAGUAUAAAGAGUCUGCAGAGGCAAAGUCAAAGUAUGCUCGACCUGAAGCGGCAAGGGUGGUCCCAAAAUCAGAAGAGCGACAAAGCUCAGCAGAGAAUAAGGAGGGCCCAGAUUCAAAGCCCAGUUACGUGCGAAGGCCAGAAGAAUCCAAACCAAUUGAUUCGAGGCCGGCAGAAACAAGGCCAACCGAGCCAAAGUCAUCAGAAUCCAGACGUCCAGAGCCCAGACCAGCAGAACCUAGGCCAUCCGAACCCAGACCCCCCAAGCCUGACAGGUCCGAAUACAAACCUCCUCCUCAGCCAUCCCUCAGCCUAAGCGAUCGCUCGCAACUUCCCGAUAGCUACAGAGAACGAGUGGAACGACCUCCAACUCGAGAACCAAGACCUCCUGGAAUUCCUCAGCCGACGGAAAGAAAGAUGGGAUAUGUUAGAGGAUUCAGUAGCUCCGAGGAGAAAGAGAGAGGAGCAGAGAGCAGAGAAGUCAAGGAACACCGUCCAGACAGCAAGUACGUGACCCCACAUCAGUCGGAAGAGCCAUUUCAUAAGCCGCCAAGCAUGUUGGAUAGUCGUGAGAGAGGUAGGAUUGAAAAGAUUUUUGAUGGGGUACACCAAGGGAUAUAUAUUUACAGAGGAAGUACCCGAAGUGGCGACGCUCAGAUUUUGACGAAACUUGGCACAAAUUUAGAAUAAUUUUUUCUAAAAUAUAUUAGGUUGGGACGAAAGUUUUCCCCUUAAUUUUCGGGAAAAGUUAUGGAAGUCGUGGAACUUCCUGGAAAGUUCUAUCAUGUGACUAUGUAAGGGUGACUUGAUAGCAUAUAGACUGAUAUGUAACUUGUCUCCAUAGCGCUCUCCAAACGUGGAAAAAUUUCCGUCCCAAAGUUGCUGUUUCGAUGCGUCAAAUUUUAAAACUAUCGCAGAAUACCAAAACCCAUGGAAGAUAUAACCGAAGUCUAGGAUGUUAUAGGCAAGGACGUCCUCUUUUAUGGUGUGGCCAAGUAUUGGUUCCAGAGGUUGAAAAAAGGAGUUAGACGACCAAGUUCUGGCGGCCAUCUGAGAUAGAUGAUGACGCCCUAAAAGGCUUAAUCGUGAGCUAUCCCAAAUUGCCAUUACGUGAACUUGGAGAGCUCUUUGGGUUCUCCCAUACUACCAUUAUGGACUACAUCGGUUGGGAAAAGUGUGGAAGUGUGGUUAAUUUGUUCCGCACGAACUUUCGGAGUCACGGCUGUACUGUUGCUCCUAAUUUUUGUCGUACCGCCGCACGCUGAAUUGGCUGACCAAUAUCAUUACACCAAAAAUGGGUGAUGUAUAUAAACCAUACCCGCAAGCUUCAGUAGCUUGAAGCCGACCAUCACGGUGAACCAACCCCAAAACCAAAAUUCACCCAAAAAAGGUCAUGUUCUGCGAUUGGUGGACUUGUAUGGGAGGUAUUUAUUAGGAAUGGCUCCCUGAUGGUAAAACUGUCACUAGAUAACAUUAUUAUUGCCAGUUGGACCGCGUCGCCGAAAAUGCUAGAGAAAAUUUGAACAAAUGUUCCUCCUUCACGACAACGCCUGCUACCACAUUGCAAAAAUCGCGCGCAAAAAAUUCAGGGAGAAUGCAUGGACUUUGCUGCCCUACCCACACUACACCCCAGCCUUGGCACCUUCUGAUUACCAUUUGAUCAGAUCGCUAAGCUACCGUUUGGGAGAUGUGCGGUUCGAUUGUUUGGGGGAUCUCAAAACAGGUCUUUCUGACAUUUUUUAUUAUAAAUACCCCAGUUUUUAAGCUCGCCAAUUGAAUCCUUGUCGGAACGUUGGCAAUACGUAGUGGAUACCGACGGUGGAUGUUAUGUUUGGUUUCCCGUUACAACUGUCAAAAUAAAUUUGUUUGGAAAAAAACAAGAAAAAGGGGAAAACUUUCGUCCCAACCUAAUAGAAAAAAUCUCGAAUCCUAGCUCGCGCUUUGCAGAAACAAACGAGGUUUUUAGAUUGAAAGUCGGCAAAAAUUUGAGGCUUUUGCCAAAUUUCGGCACGAAAAGUUUCGUACCUAUUUCUACCGUAAUAGUUCCAUAAAAAAUCAUUUUUUUCCGCACGAAACUAGCAAAUUUAUGGCCAAAAAGUGUUUCUCUCUCUCUCUGACCGCUCUUCGCGUUUAGUGUACUCUCUUGGCGUUCAAUAUCUCGGCGGCGCUUGCAAAGCGCGAGCUAAAACUUUCAGGAAUUGACACUUAGUCUAUGCCCGACGUGUGUGCAAAAUUUCAAGAAAAUCUGAGCGUCGCACUUGGGGUACUUACCUUGUUAGUAUGCAUAUACAUUUCUGCUAACGGGAAAAAAUAUAUGGCUUAUUUAGCGUCAAAUUGAAUCCCAAUUCAGAUUCAUCGCGGUACCCGACACCAAAGCCAACUGAGAAUCUUCUACCGCCAGUACAGAGUGAUCUACAACGGACCACCUACAAAGCGGAACAGCCGACUAUGCCCUCUCCGCCGCCAUUAGUUUACCAAUACACCACCAGCGCCUACUCCGAUGAAUAUCGGACAGCAAGCACCACGACAACAACUUCCUCGUAUAGCUAG
Molecule: messenger RNA, 3684 nt
Organism: Bursaphelenchus xylophilus (pine wood nematode)
Lineage: Eukaryota; Metazoa; Nematoda; Chromadorea; Rhabditida; Aphelenchoididae
Source: the annotation of a GenBank genome assembly